AAUCAAAUCAUCUCAAUUCUCUCUUCUUUCAUCAAAAUCAAACACUCUCUCUCUCUCCUUCAAAUUUUUCGUUGAGAAAAUGUCAGGGCGCGGCAAGGGAGGCAAGGGAUUGGGAAAGGGAGGAGCCAAGCGUCACAGGAAGGUCCUCAGGGAUAACAUCCAGGGCAUCACCAAGCCCGCCAUCCGCCGUUUGGCUCGCAGAGGCGGCGUCAAGCGUAUCUCCGGUCUUAUCUACGAAGAGACCAGAGGAGUCCUCAAGAUCUUUCUCGAGAACGUCAUCCGUGACGCCGUCACUUACACCGAGCACGCUCGCAGGAAGACAGUCACCGCCAUGGAUGUUGUUUAUGCUUUGAAGAGGCAAGGGAGGACCCUCUACGGAUUCGGGGGUUGAUCUGGGAAUUCUUGUUUUACGUAUCGUCUUUUUAGUUUGGUAGUGAUUCUGGUGGUCUAUGGUUAGAUCUGGGUUUAAUUAGUUUUGGGUUGUUGAACUUGCUGUUCAUGUAAUUUGCGACUUUAUUUUGGUUCAAUGGAAGUUUAAUUUAUCCGUAAACCUUUUCGUUCUGGGUUUGUUCUUCUCAGAUGUUCGUAAGCCUUUAAAAAUUUUGUCAUCUGAAUUGAAAUUACAAUGGACUACUCUGUAACACCGAAGUUUGAUUGGUUUUGCAUUUAAACUCCAU
This is a messenger RNA of Fragaria vesca subsp. vesca, 677 nucleotides long. Its product is annotated as histone H4-like. Gene Ontology annotation, molecular function: structural constituent of chromatin; protein heterodimerization activity; DNA binding. Gene Ontology annotation, biological process: nucleosome assembly. The transcript has a single exon. The record is from RefSeq and is a predicted model, not a curated record. Gene Ontology annotation, cellular component: nucleosome. The coding region runs from base 80 to 391 and encodes 103 amino acids. Lineage: Eukaryota; Viridiplantae; Streptophyta; Magnoliopsida; Rosales; Rosaceae.